This is a messenger RNA of Pisolithus orientalis, 1427 nucleotides long. RefSeq lists its product as uncharacterized. The transcript is spliced from 22 exons. Lineage: Eukaryota; Fungi; Basidiomycota; Agaricomycetes; Boletales; Pisolithaceae. The coding region runs from base 318 to 1355 and encodes 345 amino acids. The record is from RefSeq and is a predicted model, not a curated record.
UUCACCGCCACUGCCAAUUUCUCGAACUAAGUCACUCCAGACUUUUGUACGUGCGUUCUCCGUACUUGCAGUUCGUAGGUGAGGGGUAUUGCAUCACGAGUUGUCGACAUUCAGUAUUUUCCCGCCCGCAUCGUGGACAUGCCAAGGAUGAUGCAUUAUCCCCUCCACCGGCUAACUGAAACCCGGACACGUUCUCGAAAUGGGCGGAUUGUCGGAGUCGGCCAAUAUUAUUGGGGUUUCCGCUGUCUUUGGUGAAUUAAGCAGAUUUUGGCGAUUUAAUCUGCCCAAGAAGAAGCGUCACGGGCGUAACCCGGACCAUGCAAGUUCCCCGUACCAUGCUGAAUGCAGCCUCCUUUCUUUACAUAAAAAAGGACCGAAUUGCUCCACUACUUACUUAUCUGACCAACACGCCCUCGCUGCUCGCGAUUGUUUCGCCACCUGUACCUCGCAGUGCGUACAUCAACGAGUUUCCCAUAUACAAGUUACCCAAUCGACAUGGGCAUCCCGGGCGCAUUCGGUUCUACUCUCAUUGGAGGAUUGAUCUCUGCCAUGUUAUAUGGCAUAACGACUCUCCAGGGACCUAUGUGUACUUCAUGCACUACUCUGAAGAUGCCUCGGCCAUGAAGUUCCUUGUUGCUGCCAUAUGGAUCCUUGAUACCCUACAUCUCUCAUGCAUGUGUCACAUGUUGUAUUACUACUUGAUAACUAACUACGGCAUUACGGCGAGUUUGGAUUAUAUGGUCUGGUCAUUCCCAGCCUCGCUUCUAGUGAAUGUAUUCGUGGUUUGUAUAGUUCAAUGCUUCUUUGCAUACACAAUAUAUUGCCUUUGUCGUCCUCAAGUGAAGUGGUUGGUGACUGCCCCAAUUAUACUAUUAGUUGUGGUUCACUUUGGGUUUGCCUUGGAGACAGUUAUUCUCAUGUUCCUCAAUCUCAAGUUUGACACCCUUACACAGAUUAGAUUUUACGCCGUGUUACCUGCUUUGGCCAUUGUUGCACUAGUUGAGGCUCUGAUCACGGUAUCACUCUGCGUACUUUUCUGCGACAGUGGCUCUCGUUCCGCAUUCCCAAGAACAAAGCGUCUCUUCCAAACACUUAUUGUAUAUGCUGUUAACAGGUGUUUGUUGACAUUACUAGUCACCAUUGCAGAGUUCACUGUGAAUGUUAACCAGCAAGACGAUUGGACAAUGGGAUUGGACUUCAUCAUUGGAAAAUUAUAUGCCAACUCGCUUCUAGCAUCACUGAACACUCGGCAAUAUCUUCGAUCUCGGGGUUCAGGGACCGAGUCAACUGAACACCUUAAUGCUAUCCGCCUCACGAACCUGCAGAAGCAUUCAAGGGAUGCAGAGAUGGAAUGAAACCGUUCUGUGUGUCCGAGAUGUUAUCGGUAACAACGCAGAUACAGUGCCUGAUAGGGUGAAGAGAGGAAC